Molecule: messenger RNA, 887 nt
Organism: Drosophila erecta
Lineage: Eukaryota; Metazoa; Arthropoda; Insecta; Diptera; Drosophilidae
Product: trypsin alpha-3
Exons: 1
Coding region: 62-838 (258 amino acids)
Biological process (GO): proteolysis
Molecular function (GO): serine-type endopeptidase activity
Source: RefSeq, a predicted model, not a curated record
UCCGCACUUACAUAAUAUAUAAUCAAGUUUCAGCUUCAUUCGGUAUAGUUGGAUAACCGCAAUGAUUGACCGGUGUCUGGCUACGCUGUUCCUUGUUCUGAUUUUGGUUUUCCUUUCAGCUUCGGACGCACAUCCCGACAGCGUGGAGAUGCAGCCCCGCAUCAUUGGUGGUUAUGUGUCCAGCAUAAAGGAGGAGAAAUAUCUCGUACAGGUUACCACAGCCGAGGAGCUAUGUGGCGGAUCAUUGAUCAAGCCCCGAUGGGUUAUCACAGCGGCUCAUUGCGUUUACAACAAGACCAAAGAUGACUUCAAGGUCUAUGGUGGUGCCUCCAAUCAGGGUGGUCCCUACGCCAUCAUUCGCACUGUGGAUUUCAUGGCGAUUCGUCCAGAUUUCAAUCACAAAACCCUCAAUAUGGAUGUGGCUGCCUUGCGCCUGAGUUCUGAUAUGAUCGGAGCUAACAUAGAGACCAUAGCUUUGGCAGCACAAUCCGUUCCAGCUCGCGCUGUGGUCAAGGUCUCGGGUUGGGGUGCCCUAAAUGCCGAUACGUCAGAAACUGCCAUGCGGGUGCACAGUGUCCUGGUGCCCAUGUGGUCACGCGCUUCCUGCGUCUCUGCUUUCAGAGGGAAACAUCGCAUUACUCGCUCCAUGGUGUGUGCCGCGAAGCUGUACAAAAGGGAUUCCUGUGACGGCGACUCGGGAGGACCUUUGGUGUAUCGCGGCCAGCUGGCGGGGAUUGUAUCCUUUGGGUAUGGUUGUGCCUCCGCCUUGCCUGGCAUAUACACCAGUGUGCCUGUGAUCCGCAAAUGGUUUCUGCGCGUCGUGGAGGAGCAUUCCUGAGCGUAAUCUUAAGUCUUAGCUUUAACGGUUAAUAAAUAGUUUAAGUUUA